This is a messenger RNA of Trichomonas vaginalis G3, 333 nucleotides long. RefSeq names its product DNA/RNA polymerases family. The annotation marks the transcript as partial. The transcript has a single exon. The record is from RefSeq and is a predicted model, not a curated record. NCBI's taxonomy places the organism in Eukaryota, Parabasalia, Trichomonadida, Trichomonadidae.
UACGAAUUCACUCAAGGUCAAAGUGGCUUAGUAACCACAUUAAAACCUAUUGUCGAACAUUGGUCUUACCCUCAGUUCGCAAAGGCAGUCCUUGACAACUACAACAAAUUCUUCUCCGAAGUCAAAUCGAAAGUUGUGGUUUACUAUGAGAACAUUGACGCACUCAUGACGAACGAAGAAGGGUACAACAAACUCAUUGAAAUGGGUUUAGUCGGUGAGAAGAUGGGUCAAUUCAAAUUGGACAAAAUUUUCACCGAAGUUCAUGUCCUCUCCAAGCGUAAGUACUGGGGCAUACUUGAAGACGGCACAGAAAUAAAACAUUGCAUGAAAUAA